Molecule: messenger RNA, 2493 nt
Organism: Eimeria maxima
Lineage: Eukaryota; Apicomplexa; Conoidasida; Eucoccidiorida; Eimeriidae
Exons: 1
Coding region: 1-2493 (830 amino acids)
Source: RefSeq, a predicted model, not a curated record
AUGAGGAUUGGGGGGAGGAAAUUGAGUUUGAUGGGCAUGCCUGAUCUUGACAAACUCUCUUUCCGGCUGCUGCUGCCCCCCGCGCUGCAGCGGAAGCAUCCAUUGCGUGUGCUCGUGUUGCUGCUACUGCUGUUGCUGGGCUUGAGCGGCUGCAGUGUCCUGGGGAGCGGGGACCCCCUCUCUCCAUCGACCUUCUCGGACAGGAACUGGGUGUCCUUGGGUAGCGAAGGGGGGGAACCCAAGGAAGAUGUGUCAGAGCACAAUGGUGCGCGCGUGCCGACAAUUGUAGCAGGCGAGCUCCUGCACGACACUCCGACAAUAUCUUCAGCCCAUGUGACAGAAGAGACCCCCGUAAUCCGCCGCACCUCUUCCGGAUCCCUCUGGACCCCCUGGAGUUUCAUAACGCGAAGGGAUCUGUCCGUAGCUGCAAUGACAAUAGUGGCAGUAGCACUGGUAACGCUCUUGUUUAGAACUAAGGAGGCCUGGUCCCUAAAAGGAGAAGAAAAUAGGCUUCAUGCAGCCACUAUUGCAGCGGCCUCACAAAAUGGCGGGUUUGAUGGUGUGGGGUAUACGGGGGGCCCCAAUGAAGCAGUGGAGGGGACCCCAGGAGCAACAGUAAUGCAGCGACGCCCGUCCUCAACAGAUCCUGCCGCUGUUGCUGCUACUGUUGCAUAUGGCUCCCCUAGAGGCGCAGUAAUCCCCCUGCAGGAGUUGCGUACGCAGCUGCACCGCACAGCAUCGCUGCUGCCUGCAGCAGAGAGACUAGCAGCAGUAGUAGACAGCAUCGAGGCAUCAACGUUAUUUCAUGAGACCCAACAAUUGGUGGAAAAGGUGAAGGUUGGGGCCGAAGCACUGCUGCAAGUGUCACCUCGUCCGGUGACCCCUCAAGGAAACAAGGCCCCACUUGACCAGCAGCAGCUGCUGCAGCAGCAACAACAACAGUUCCUUGAUGCUCAGGCAUUACAGACAGGUCUUCGGGCUGCAGGCAGCUCUCUGCAGCAGCUGCUGGCAGCUGCAGAAGAACGCGCUUGGGCUUUGCUGCAGCAGGCCCUCCCACUGCAGCGCCCUGAGCCUGUUGCUGCUGCUGCCUUCACACAAUUUUGGGGCAAAUCGGGCAGAAAUCUGCUGGAAGCAGUAGAACUGCACCUUCAGUCUCUAGCAGAAGCAACACAAGAAGAAAACAAGAGGGCCCACAGAGCCUACAGGGAGCUUGUCCGGCUGCAGGAGCACCAAGCAAAUGAAGGCUCCAGCAGCAGCAUUAGUAGCGCUGGCAGCAGCAGCUGUAUAUCCAUCAAGACUGUAGUUGGGACCCGCCGCUACCUGGAGACUAUCUACGCUGCAUGCAUAAGGAGACAAAGAGCAGCACAGCUCGCUUCCCGUCUAGGAGACAGUCUCCUUUCUGGCCUUAAAGCUGCUGCUCUAGGGAAUGCAGCAAACAGCCAGCGACUCAUGGAGUCCCUAAUAAGGAUGCAUGACACCACGUUGCAGCUGCUGCUGACAGACAAAGCAAACACAUCCACACAAUACACGCAAGCGGGUGCUGCUAGUGCAUUACCGCCUCCAACCACUGCAGCUGCCUCAGAGGAGCAGCAGCAGGUCCAGCAGGAAAAACGGCAGCAUCAGGAUCAGGAGCUGGAGAGGCUGAAGGAUGAGUUGUUGCAGGAGGGAUUUGGACUAAAGCUGGAAGCGCUACUGCAGGAGCACAAGACUACGCGCCUGGCAUUAGAGGACAGCGACAGCAUGGCUGCUGCUGCUGCUGCCUGCGAGCAGCUCUACAGGUUGGGCGAGCAGGCGAAGACAGAAGCACUGGGCUUUCACAUGCGUCUCCAGGCGGUUCCGGAGCUGUCCCAUCUGCUGCAGGGAGGGCUGCCGCUGUUGCUGCAGCCCCACCUGAAGAAUAUUCGUGCUGCUGCGCAGCAGUCGCUAGACAGCUACAAUGCAGCAGAGGGGCUGUAUACGAAGCUACACUCACGGAUGCAACAGGAGCUCCAAAACCCCUCCCUCGAAAGGGAGAACCCAGCAGCAGCUGUGUUGUUGCCGCAGAUGCUCGACAGGCUGCAAGUGGAAAGACGACGUGCUGCUGAAGGGGCAGCAGCAGCAAAAGGCUACUUUGAAGCCGCAGCGCACGCACCAGACACUACAGCACUGCUCAAAGCGGAGGAUGCAGCAAACGCAGCUGCUGUGAAGGCGUCCCGCGGUGCAGCACGCACCAUUUUGGUGUUUCUUGAGUACUCCACUUUGUGCUCUUUAAACCUCUUUUUAAAAGACAGCCUCGAAUUGUGGGCCCUACGGGUUUCGCAAGCAGACGCAAGCUCUCUGUCUACUCGCCCCUGCUUCGACGAGCUGAAGAGACAGUUUGAAGACUGGGAAAUCGCAGCAGAAGAUGUGCGCGACCUUCCUGCUGCUGCUGCUGCUGCUGCAGAAGCCCGUAACCUCUUCUAUAGGCUACAGCAUCUCACUGACACCCAAGACACAGCAGGUAACAACCCUUGA